Molecule: messenger RNA, 1383 nt
Organism: Angiostrongylus costaricensis
Lineage: Eukaryota; Metazoa; Nematoda; Chromadorea; Rhabditida; Metastrongylidae
Source: the annotation of a GenBank genome assembly
UUGAUAAAGAACGAAGUGCUGGUUUCGCCUUACGGAAACCAAUACGAGGUGUUGGAGUUUCUUGGAAAAGGAACUUUUGGACAGGUGGUAAAAGCAUGGAAAAAGGGUACAAGUGAGAUCGUCGCCAUCAAAAUCCUCAAAAAACAUCCAAGUUACGCAAGGCAGGGACAGAUUGAAGUUUCAAUUCUGUCGCGGCUCAGCAACGAAAAUGCUGAGGAGUUCAAUUUUGUGCGCGCAUUCGAGUGCUUUCAGCACAAACAUCACACCUGUCUCGUUUUCGAAAUGCUUGAGCAGAAUCUCUACGAUUUUCUAAAACAAAAUAAGUUUACUCCGUUACCUCUCAACAGCAUUCGUCCAAUUGUCCAACAAGUUCUCACAGCACUCUUAAAACUUAAAUCACUUGGUUUAAUUCAUGCUGACCUCAAACCUGAGAACAUCAUGUUGGUUGAUCCCACUAAUCAACCUUUUCGAGUGAAGGUAAUCGAUUUCGGUUCAGCUAGUCAUCGUAGUAAAGCGGUAACAAACACGUACUUGCAGAGUAGGUACUACAGGGCUCCUGAGAUCAUUCUUGGCCUUCCGUUUCGCGAAGCUAUAGAUAUGUGGUCUUUGGGGUGUGUGAUUGCUGAGUUGUUCCUUGGAUGGCCACUGUAUCCCGGAAGCAGCGAGUAUGACCAGAUCAGGUUUAUUGUGCAAACACAGGGACUUCCUCCCACAGAAAUGCUUGAGAAGGCGGCGAAAUUGCACCGUUUCUUCAAAGAAAUGAAGGCGGAUAUGUCUGGUCCAGUUCAACCGACAUAUUAUCGGAUGAAAACGAUUGAGGAGUACGAAGCUUCUGGUGUUCAUGUUAAAUCUAAGGAAACUCGUAAAUACAUAUUUACUUUCUUGGAUGAUAUUAGUCGGGUGUGUUACGGUUUCGAAUCGGAUCCUAUCGAGCAGAUCUGUGACCGACUCGAUCGGCAGGAGUUCGUAGAUAUCCUCAAAAAGAUGCUGGUGCUAAAUCAGGAUUUCCGGCUAACGCCGCUUGAGGGUCUCGAACAUAAAUUCGUUACUAUGAGCCAUCUUCAUGCGUAUGUAAAUACCAAUUAUUUCCGCACAGGAAUGAAGCGAAUGGAGGUGUGUGUACGUCGACCAACCGCUGUAGUGAAUUCUUCAUCGCAAAUUUUUCGUGGAGCUGAUCCAUCUACCCCUAUAGCGCAGAGUAUGUUGAACGACGAAUGUGGGAGAAAACAUUAUUGUUUCCUACCGGGAAAAAAUCAUCUGUUUUCAUCGCCGAAUAACAAUCGCGUGACAAAGCGUUUCAAUAGUGCAUCGUUAUUUAGAAUCAGCGUCAUAGACGCCGACUUGGAAAUUUUAUUACAGAAGCACAUGACGGCUCUACAGUAA